AUGGACAAUUACAUAAUCUAUCUCAGUUUUGAUUUCAGAGGCUUCGUGCCCAGUUUUCAGCGGACUGAGGAUCAGCUGGCCGAGCCUUCAGCCAGGGUUGAGAAGAACAGAGAUGAGAGAGACAACCAGGCUGAUAGGACGCAGAGAUUUGGCAUCUCUUCUUAUGGCAGCACUGGGGGUGGUGGCUACGGCAGCACAGCUCCUGGCCUAUACGGACCAGUGAAGAUAGAUCUUGGCGGAGUUCUCAUAGGGUCCAUCCUGGGCUUCGGAGCAGUCAUCAUCCUGCCUAAGAUUAUUCAUGCCUUAUCUUACAGCUAUGGCGGUGGAUAUGGACGUAGUCUAGAAACGGACUUCGGCCAAGUAUCAGAAGUAUUCGGCAAGAUAGACGAUAUGCUGAGCAGAUACAACGUGGACUCCACGGCUUGUAUGCAACGGCUGGCCUGUUCGUAUGUGCAGCUGGCGAACGAGAACAUGGUGAACGGAAACGCUACUGACUUUGAUGUUCUUUUGUCUUCUGUGUCCAACAACACAUUGGUAAGCCGCAUGCUGGACGGCACGGCAGUCUUCGAAGCAGUAUCAGCAGGUCGGUCUCUUGACUCCGACUGCCACUCACUCUACCACAAAUGUAAGCUGGACAAGAAAACAGUUGUCAAAAUGCUCACUCAACUUGUGCCCUCGUAAGCACGAAAAUGAUAAACAAGGUUACCUCAAUUUUAGUACAUUUUUAAAAUAAAGAAUCAAAUUAAA
This is a messenger RNA of Helicoverpa zea (corn earworm), 747 nucleotides long. RefSeq lists its product as uncharacterized. The record is from RefSeq and is a predicted model, not a curated record. The coding region runs from base 1 to 681 and encodes 226 amino acids. The transcript is spliced from 5 exons. NCBI's taxonomy places the organism in Eukaryota, Metazoa, Arthropoda, Insecta, Lepidoptera, Noctuidae.